GCCAUGGGCUGCGACGGGCGCGUGUCGGGAAUGCUCCGUCGCCACCUGCAGCCCACGCUCACCUACUGGAGCGUCUUCUUCAGCUUCGGCCUGUGCAUCGCCUUCCUGGGGCCCACGCUGCUGGACCUGCGCUGCCAGACGCACAGCUCGCUCGCGCGGGUCUCCUGGGUCUUCUUCUCGCAGCAGCUCUGCCUGCUGCUGGGCAGCAUCUUCGGGGGCGUCUUCAAGAGGACGCUGGCCCAGUCGCUGUGGGCCCUCUUCACCUCUUCUCUGGCCAUCUCGCUGGUGUUUGUCAUCAUCCCCUUCUGCCGCAACGUGGAAGUGCUGGCCUUGGUCAUGGCGCUGGCCGGCCUGGCCAUGGGCUGCAUCGACACUGUGGCCAACAUGCAGUUGGUGAAGAUCUACCAGAAGGAUUCGGCGAUCUUCCUCCAGGUGCUCCAUUUCUUUGUGGGUUUCGGGGCUCUGCUGAGCCCUCUGAUUGCCGACCCCUUCCUCUCUGAGACGGACUGCGUACCUGUCAACGGCACUGCCAACGCCACCUCCAGCAGCCACCAGGUCCUGAACCAGUACCACCCAGAGGCCUUGUCUCGAUACAACCAGACGCCCCCAGGCCUGCCUGCCCAGGGCUGGACGGGGACCCACGUGUCUUAUGCUUUCUGGAUCAUGGCCCUGAUCAACCUCCCAGUGCCUGUGGCUGUGCUGCUUCUGCUAUCUAAGGAGCAGCUGCUGACCUGCUGUCCCCAGAGGAGGCCCCUGCUGCUGUCUGCAGAUGAGCUUGCCCUGGAGACGCGGCCCACACCGAAGGAAGACCCCUCCUCGCUGUCCCCAAAGCUCCAGCAAGAGCCAGGGCACCAGGACCUGUUCAGCUGCUGCCAGAGGAAGAACUUCAAGGGGGCCCCUUAUUCCUUCUUUGCCAUCCACAUCACUGCUGCCCUGGUUCUGUUCAUGACCGAUGGCUUGACGGGGACAUACUCUGCCUUUGUGUACAGCUAUGCAGUGGCCAAGCCCCUGUCUGUGGGACACAAGGUGGCCGGCUACCUGCCCAGCCUGUUCUGGGGCUCCAUCACCCUGGGCCGCCUCGUCUCCAUUCCCAUCUCGUCACACAUGAAACCGACCUCCAUGGUGUUCAUCAACAUGGUGGGCAUAGUGACAACAUUCCUGGUGUUCCUCAUUUUCGCCUACAACGUCAUCUUCCUGUUUGUGGGGACAGCGAGCCUGGGGCUGUUCCUCAGCAGCACCUUUCCCAGCAUCCUAGCCUACACUGAGGACAUUCUCCAGUACCGCGGCUGUGCGACCACGGUGCUGGUGACGGGGGCAGGAGUCGGUGAGAUGGUGCUCCAGCUUCUGGUUGGUUCGGUCUUCCAGGCUCAGGGCAGCUACAGUUUCCUGGUCUGCGGCGCCAUCUUCGGCUGCUUGGCUUUUGCCUUCUACAUCUUGCUCCUGCUUUUCCACAGGAUGCACCCUGGACUCCCAUCAGCUCCCACCCAAGACAAACCUCUCCAGAUGGAGAGCCCCCCGUGCUACCAGAGAGAGGUCAAGCUCGGGGAGGAAGACACAUGAAGACCUGCUGCCCUUGAGCCCCACCCCGGGCCACAGCGGCGAGGAAACCAGGGGCAGAGGUGAAAGCCAUCUCUCAGCCAUCUUUGUUCAGCGCCUCUCCAGGAAUGCCUGAGUAGAAAAGACAGAUUGAGCCCUGGGGCCUAGGACACGCCCCCUCACCCCCACCCCGACCCCUCACCACCCCCACCCAGGCAAAUCAUUAGUUUACCCUUCGAUUCAAGCACCUUCCUCUGCCCUGGCGCAGACUCUCGGGAUACUACCUGGCCGGGGAAAGAAGGCAGCCAUGCACUUCACCCCGACUGCCGCUCCACCCGGGACAGUGCCCUGGGCUUGCCCUCAUCACGCCUCGUUGAAUUUGGAGGAAACAGGUGAACACUGUCAAGCUCACUCAAUGAUCACUGCUCUGCGUAGACAGCCUUCACAAUAAACCCACGCUCUUCCUCGCGGGCACGCUCAA
Messenger RNA from Echinops telfairi (small Madagascar hedgehog), 2017 nucleotides. RefSeq names its product major facilitator superfamily domain containing 4A (gene SLC60A1). The record is from RefSeq and is a predicted model, not a curated record. Bases 4 to 1560 code for a protein of 518 amino acids. The transcript is spliced from 10 exons. Lineage: Eukaryota; Metazoa; Chordata; Mammalia; Afrosoricida; Tenrecidae.